CGCCGCCUCCGCCCGCCGCCCCGGCCGCGUCGGGUAAACCUGUUUGGCGGCCGCGCCGGGGCGGAUCGUGCGGCCGGCGGCUCCCUCGCGGCUCGCGGCGUCGGGGCCCGUGGCGCGCGCGCGGCCGCCCCUCGGCCCCGGAGCCCCUCGGCGGCGCCACCAUGUACUCGGGAGCCGGCCCCGCGCUCGCGCCUCCCGCUCCGCCACCGCCACCCAUCCAAGGAUAUGCCUUCAAGCCUCCACCCAGACCCGACUUCGGGACCUCCGGGAGAACAAUCAAGUUACAGGCCAACUUCUUUGAAAUGGACAUUCCAAAAAUUGACAUCUAUCACUAUGAGUUGGAUAUCAAGCCAGAGAAAUGCCCAAGGAGAGUUAACAGGGAAAUAGUGGAACAUAUGGUUCAGCACUUUAAAACACAGAUCUUUGGGGAUCGGAAACCAGUGUUUGACGGAAGGAAGAAUCUCUACACAGCGAUGCCCCUUCCGAUCGGGAGGGAUAAGGUGGAGCUGGAGGUCACGCUGCCGGGAGAAGGGAAGGACCGCAUCUUCAAGGUGUCCAUCAAGUGGGUGUCCUGCGUGAGCUUACAGGCGUUACACGAUGCACUUUCGGGGCGGCUGCCCAGCGUCCCCUUUGAGACGAUCCAGGCCCUGGAUGUGGUCAUGAGGCAUCUGCCGUCCAUGAGGUACACCCCCGUGGGCCGCUCCUUCUUCACGGCAUCCGAGGGCUGCUCCAAUCCUCUGGGCGGGGGCCGAGAGGUGUGGUUUGGAUUCCAUCAGUCUGUCCGGCCUUCUCUCUGGAAGAUGAUGCUGAAUAUCGACGUCUCGGCGACAGCGUUCUAUAAGGCACAGCCAGUCAUUGAGUUUGUUUGUGAAGUCUUGGAUUUUAAAAGUAUUGAAGAACAACAGAAACCUCUGACAGAUUCCCAAAGGGUCAAGUUUACCAAAGAAAUCAAAGGUCUAAAGGUGGAGAUAACGCACUGCGGGCAGAUGAAGAGAAAGUACCGCGUGUGUAACGUGACCCGGCGGCCGGCCAGCCACCAGACGUUCCCGCUGCAGCAGGAGAGCGGGCAGACGGUGGAGUGCACGGUAGCCCAGUACUUCAAGGACAGGCACAAGCUGGUUCUGCGCUACCCCCACCUCCCGUGUUUACAAGUCGGACAGGAGCAAAAACACACCUACCUUCCCCUGGAGGUCUGUAACAUAGUGGCGGGACAGAGAUGUAUAAAAAAGCUGACCGACAAUCAGACCUCAACCAUGAUCAGAGCGACUGCCAGGUCAGCCCCCGAUCGGCAGGAAGAGAUUAGCAAGCUGAUGAGAAGUGCCAGUUUCAAUACAGAUCCAUAUGUUCGUGAAUUUGGAAUCAUGGUCAAAGAUGAGAUGACAGAUGUGACCGGACGGGUCCUCCAGCCGCCCUCCAUCCUCUACGGGGGCAGGAAUAAGGCAAUUGCCACCCCUGUCCAGGGCGUGUGGGACAUGAGGAACAAGCAGUUCCACACGGGCAUUGAGAUCAAGGUGUGGGCCAUUGCCUGCUUCGCCCCCCAGCGCCAGUGCACGGAGGUGCACCUCAAGUCCUUCACGGAGCAGCUCAGAAAGAUCUCAAGAGACGCGGGCAUGCCCAUCCAGGGCCAGCCGUGCUUCUGUAAAUACGCCCAGGGGGCGGACAGCGUGGAGCCCAUGUUCCGGCACUUGAAAAACACGUAUGCUGGCCUGCAGCUGGUGGUGGUCAUCCUGCCGGGGAAGACCCCCGUUUACGCCGAGGUCAAGCGUGUGGGAGAUACCGUGCUGGGCAUGGCCACGCAGUGCGUGCAGAUGAAGAACGUGCAGAGGACCACGCCGCAGACCCUGUCCAACCUCUGUCUGAAGAUCAACGUCAAACUGGGCGGCGUGAACAACAUCCUGCUGCCACAGGGGAGGCCUCCGGUGUUCCAGCAGCCUGUCAUCUUUCUGGGGGCGGAUGUCACUCACCCCCCAGCUGGGGACGGGAAGAAGCCAUCUAUCGCUGCCGUCGUGGGCAGCAUGGACGCCCACCCGAACCGCUACUGCGCCACCGUGCGCGUACAGCAGCACCGCCAGGAGAUCAUCCAGGACCUGGCGGCCAUGGUGCGCGAGCUGCUCAUCCAGUUCUACAAGUCCACGCGCUUCAAGCCCACCCGCAUCAUCUUCUACCGCGACGGCGUCUCCGAGGGGCAGUUCCAGCAGGUUCUCCACCACGAGUUGCUGGCCAUCCGUGAGGCGUGCAUUAAGCUAGAGAAGGACUACCAGCCAGGCAUCACGUUCAUCGUGGUCCAGAAGAGACACCACACGCGGCUUUUCUGCACAGACAAGAACGAGAGGGUUGGGAAGAGCGGAAACAUUCCAGCAGGCACAACCGUGGACACGAAAAUCACCCACCCGACUGAGUUUGACUUCUACCUGUGUAGUCAUGCUGGCAUCCAGGGAACAAGCAGGCCCUCCCACUACCACGUGCUGUGGGAUGACAACCGCUUCUCCUCCGACGAGCUGCAGAUCCUCACCUACCAGCUGUGUCACACCUAUGUGCGCUGCACGCGCUCCGUGUCCAUCCCGGCCCCAGCGUACUAUGCUCACCUGGUGGCCUUCCGGGCCAGGUACCACCUGGUGGACAAAGAACAUGACAGUGCUGAAGGAAGCCACACCUCCGGGCAGAGUAACGGACGCGACCAUCAGGCGUUGGCAAAGGCCGUGCAGGUCCACCAGGACACGCUGCGCACCAUGUACUUUGCUUGACAUGUUCCAGUGUUUACGAUUGUGUACCGAGUGGGAUUCACAUGAGACCAGCUACACUCAGACCAACCAAUGCCCAGCCCUUCCGUGACAGCCAGCAUCGAACAUGACACGUCAUCCAUUUUAGUAGAUUCUCCGUUUUCCAGAAUGCCUUCCGUCCCAGACUUCAAACUUGGAUUUUGAACUGCAGACCUGUAUGAGACCCCCAUUGUCGUAGGAAAUAUGGUUUGCCAAAAUCUUAUAAGCUGCUUAUUGAAAUAGAGUCCCGUGUUUCCUAAAAAUUUCCUAAAACCAGUUUAUGAACUCAGGGCUUUAAAACAUUUUUAAUUUAUUUGGUCAUUUAAUUUACUUGUUUUUAACACAUGAUUCUCUAUGAAAUUGAUGGGCUCAAACUAGCUGUGAACGUUCUAUGAGAGUGAAAGCAACACAAAACACGCUGUGGUUUUAAAGCCUUGAACCUUCUGACGUUGUCACUAAAGUUUGUUUCAGAGUGACGCCGACGCACUCCUGACCUGGCUCCCACCAGCUGUCCGGGACCCGAGGGCAGGGGCCAGGCGAGACGCCUGGCGUCUCUCGUUCUGCCACCGGCCGCCUUCCACGCAGCUCGAAGGAGGACAUGGUGGCAGAAGAUGGGCCGUGUGUGUUUAUAACAUUUACAGGUCCAGAGAGAUUGGCAGACAAGUGCCAUUUUAAUAAAUAAUUAUUUAAAAAAAGAAAAAAGACAAUAUGCCGACAGUCUAAUCAUAAGAUUUGUCCCAUAGGACUGUGACAUUUAUUUUCCAAAGUUUCUAAAGAAUACGGGUCUGUGGUGAUAAAUACAGUACAAUCCUUUUUCACUGUUAUGUCUUUAAUGUAAGAGAAAAAAUAUAUAUAUCUGGUUUGCAGUAUUAAUGUGGUAGGUAGAUGCUGUUUUUCAUUUUAUUGACUACGGGGUGCUUCUUGUGAUCUGUUCAGCAUAUCAAGAGUGUCCUGAAGCCUGGACCACCCCCUGUGGUUCUCAGUGCUGAAGGGCAGGAGUAUGCGGUUGACUCCGCGUGCCCGUGGCCCGCCCCCACGCGUUGAGUGCACAGCCUGGCCCUCCGGGGGCCCGGGUGUGCUCCUGGCAGUCACGCCCCUUCCCCGCCCCCUCACCCUUGUGUGUCGUGCAGACGAUUAAGCACAAAUGGAAUGUAUGUGUCCUUCCACUCCCGGGAGCGAGUCCGUGUAGCAGCGUGCACAUCCAUCUGCGUGUGUUUUGUUAGCCAAGCGUCAUAGGAUCUAUGCACUGAAACUGGAGAAGGCUGUCGGUGGUGGCCCUCUGCCGGACGUGAGGCCAGUGGUCUGCGAAGGAGCGCUGCCCUCGGCGGGUGGCUGAUGGCAGAGUGGCGGGAGAGGCAGGCCCUUCUGCUAGGAUUUGCAUCCUGGCCCCAGACGUGGGUUCGCCAAUCAAGAAACCGUUGCACUAAGAGUAGUUAGUACUGUGGACAGCUCAUGAGCUCCGUUGUGCUAGGGGGGCUUUCUGUCCUCGUAGGCUGUUGGUACAGAAAUCAAAUCCACGUUCAGUGCAGAGUCCAGGGAGGAGGCGAGCCUUCCCUGGUGCUGAUUCACGUCUGUAGGUUCCCUCAGGCCCUGCCGAUGGCCCUGCCCAUCCAGGCCUAACACUGGCCUCUGGCGCUGGGGUGUCUCCUGCUGGGGUGAGUGCCUGCCUCCGUCUUGUGUGGGGGCUCUGAGGGGCCAGGAGGGGCGGGGACACGCUGUGCGGGACGCUUGGCCUGGAUUUUGGGGGCAGCGACAAAGGGAUGACUAUUAUUUGUGUCAAUAUAUACUCAGAGUGGUGUAUGUGUGCACGCACAAUGUGGGUGUCUUAUUAAUGGCAUUAGUCUCUUCUUGCUGUACCUUUUUUUUUUUCUUUUUAAAUGACAGAAGCCUCUGCUCAAAGAAAUGUUGCAAUUCCCUGUCAUUUUAUUAUCAAGUGGCACUUUCUCUUAUUCUGAGGGACACCAGUACAGUCCACUCUUGGCUUAAAUUACUGGGAGCAUUCAAGCGAAGGAGGGAAUCUUCUCACUAAAACACUUUUAAAGUCUUCAAUGAGGUUAGUUUUCAGCCAUGUUCAGUAUCAUGUAGAACUGUGUCUCCAAGGUAUGUUUUUACCACUUGCAACAGGAUCUUGGGGGGUCGGGGCGGUAGUGGUAAAAAAAAAUUCAGUCUCCCACGCUCGCUGCCGAGUCAGAGUCUCCAGGGUGGGGGCUGGGCAUUGAGUUUGUCGCCAUCAGCUGGGGGCUUGGGCUGCCUGGAGUCUGAGAACCUCUGAUCUAGAACCUUCUGGAGAGGAUGCUCCCCCAGGCACUCCUUUGGGAAAUGCAGGAAGACGUCUUCUGAGCUAAUGUGCUGGGGAAGACUACAGGCUGGCAGAAGAUGAGACCUAAAUUCUUAAAAAAAAAAAAAAAUCAUUUUGAAGAAAAGUUUUCUUUCUAGAGGGCCAAAGUACUUUGAGACGGGUACUUUUUAUAGCCCUAGGCUUGUUUUAUAAAACUUUUACUACUUAAGAGCAUUCAUAAACCAGACGUCUCCAGCUGAGGUAGCUACAUACCUUUGUGCGUGUCUGAUGGUUCAGAAUUGAAAUGGCUGUAGUUACAAUUUCUCAGGUAAAGAAGUGUUUUCCCAAAUUCCUACCAAUCCCCCCACUAUUAGGAUAAGUUUUGAGACAGCAUGAAACCUCAGAGUACAGUAGAGUGAGUCCAAGCCCUGCUCGCGUGGAAGCCGAGAAGGACCCCUGCCUGUCUGAGCAGGUCGUGCCCACCCACCCCCCCCCCCAAGAGUGACCUUGAGGCUGGCCCGAGAGGGGCUCCGGGCACCUCGGGACUCCGCCCGUGUUUGAAGGGUUUCCUGAGGUCCGUGCAGGUUGCAGAGGUGUCUGCUCGCUGGCUUUGCCCCACCCCACUGUUAAGGAAGGUGUGCCUUGCUUUAAGCAAACUGAAUGUGAAAAUUGUGAUGUAGAGAUCUGGAUUCAUUUCAAAGGAAAACUGGGAUUUAUCUCAUCUCUUUAGAAGAGGUGUCUCAAUUAGAUUCUUAUCCUGGUACUCUUCCUAAUGUAUUUGGUAACAUUCACCCAGAGAAAAGUUAACGUAGGCCCCUGUCUUCACCACUUCCUAGUCUGUUGGACGGGCUCUCGCCCUGAUUGCUGAGUGAUGAAAGAAACCCAGGGAGAGGUGUUGGUCGCCGUGAGGAGAGCCCCCUGGCCCUGCUGAGAUGCCAUCCUGCUGUUGGUGUACUUCCUUUGAUAAGCUCAGAUGUCCCCGGUUCAGACACAUUUUAUAAAAUGCAUACCUGUACCUUUAGAAAGGGAGUGUUUGGGUUUUGGUUUUCUGCUUCAGAAAGUCUUUGCAGACACAUUUGAUGCUACGUUUUCGGGUCUGCCUCUUUUCAAGAUGGUGUUGCUUUUUGGCAGCAUUCUCACACUCCGUGCUCGGGUGUUUGCGCCCUGGAACCACAAGAGACCCCUGGCCGCUCUGCGGGCUUCCCCGGGAGGGCUGGUCGGAGGUGGAGUGACCUCUGUGUGCUGUGUGAAGUGCUGUGACUGAGGUUUACCCCAGCGUGCGCUCCUUAAAAGACACAGUUCAAGUUCAAUUACUACAGCAGGGUUGUGGGGGGGUGGGUAUUGAUGUAUAUUGUACGUUACUCUUAUUGUUGUUAAAUGCAAAUGUUGCUAUUUAUUUUUUUUUUCCCUUUCUGCUCUGGUUUGAUUUGCCUGACAAUGGAUAUUACCGUGCAUGUGGUACCUGGUGAAUAUGAUAGAAAUUAUUUCCCCCAACUUUUAUAAAUUACCUGAUGUUUACCUUCGAGUUUGCUGGAUGAUUUAUUUUUGAAAGCCACAAAUGUAAUUUUUCUGGAUGAAUUGUUUUUCUUAUAUAUGCAGCGGUGUAAUUUUGCAUUGAUCUGCAGGGUGAUUUAAAUUUUAUUUUUACAAGGCAGUUUUUCAGGCAGAUUAUAUAUUUGAUACAAUACGUUAAGGGUAGGCCAGCCAAGCGUCCUGCAGUGGGGAGACCAGACUGCCUUGAGGAGGCUCUGGAGGCCGGGGCAGCUUCUCUUGGCCGCUCGGUGCCAGGCAAGCGCUUGGCUCAUUUCAUGCAGCCGUCCCUCGGGAUCUGACGGAAUCCUUGAGUGGGACUUUGAUCUGUUGGACAGUUCAAAGGAUUUUUUCAUGGGCAUUUUCCUACACCUAAGGCAGUUCCAUUAGGAGGAGCUUUAGAAGCUGACAUAAUCCAGACAGUGGACAAUCCCAGUGGCCCGGACAAGCCAUAGAAUUUCCCUGUGACCUCUCUCUAACUCAUCUCUCACGCUCAUGAGAAAAGGAAUGUACAAAUAAAUAGAAACUUCCUCAGUGUUCAUACACCUCACUUUCAGAAUGCAGAUACCUUAUUUAUAUUUAAAGCCCUCCCCCAAAGCAACCAAGAAUAUUCUCUCUAGCUGCCGUGCCAGCAGUCGCGGCUGCAGUGACGUUUCUCAGUGUAGACACAGUGCACGUGUGACUGUGUAAUAGGGCUGUCCGUGUUACACACACAUGCUGACUUUUUGUAAGGAAAAUUUUCAACUCAAAAUAAUUGCACUGAUUUUUUGACAGCUUCCUUUUUAUUAUGUCCAACUUUGCAUCUGCUGUACUUGUUUGAAAUGAUUGUAAAUAGAUUUAGGAUAGCAGAAAUGGUGUGAAACAACAUGUUGCUUUGUUUUGGUGACUCUGCCAUGGUUUUCAGUAUUAUGUGUUAGAGCUGUGUGGGCUGCCCGCUGCCCUUCCCCCUCUGCAGCCGUGUCUGUGUGUGUGCGUGUGUGUGUCUGUCUGUGUGCGCGCGCGUGUGUUGACCAUUCAUGAAGGACAAAUUAGCCUCUUUGCCGUCUUUUUCUGGAAGGAAGUCUGUGGUCUAUCGGAAGGAGAAUGUGCUCCCUCCUUGCAGUCUGAAGAUUUAAUUCUAAGAGGAUUAGUUCUAAAUCCCUUGAAUACUUCUGGUCUGUUUAAUUCCUUGUUAUUUGCCAUGACUCCCUAAAGCAUGUGCUUCUACCUCCGUCCAGCAUUUGACAGCUCAGAGAGGAAGUGUCUGAACGGCCAAUGUUACUAGCGAGUCAGGGUCCCUCUUGCUUCUCUUUGGUCAGCCGUCAUUUGAAAGCCUUGAGGUUGCUGUUGCGUCAGAACUGUCAUUUGUGGCUUAAUCCACAGAUGCCAGGCAGACCUGAGCCCCAGUGCUGUCCGUUCCUCUGGGCCUCGCGCGUUGGCCAGAUGAGAAGUGGGGGCUCCAGCCCAGCGUGUGAUUCCACUUGUGGGCAGGCUCCCCAGUCGCAGACACACAAAGGAGCUUUUACACCCACGCCAGCCAGUCACCUGAGUGUGUGUUCCCGUCACGUUGACGCCAUCUCGGCGCCUUCACUUAAUGCUUUUUUUUUUUGGAUGUUUUGCCAUUUUGUUGUCUAAAGUGAAUGUAUUGGCUUAGCCAUAUCACUACAGAAGGUGGUUUCUCGUAAGUACCUUUUAGUUUAAAAAUAAAUAAACGCAGAUAAAGGCUACCUCUGAAUUCUCAAUAGAUUCAUGUUUGCUUUUAAGCGUAGCUGUCCACACUGAAAAUAGCCAAAAUGUUGCCUGAAUAAACAGAAUCGUGAACAUCUCUCUGUUCAGUUCUGGCUUGAACAUUGCGUGCCAUACUGUGACCCACGGGCAGUCCCCUCCCCCCACCCGGCCGUCCGGGUGGACCAGGGGCUCCUCAGGGCUGCCCAGCUCCGACGUGCUGGGACCCUCAGUGGCCGGCAGGAAGGACGCGCGAGGGCCCUUCUGCGCCGCCCUCGGGAGCGGGGCCUCGGGCAGCGGGACCCGGAAGGGACCUGCUGUCCUGGCAUUUCCCUGUCCUGUUUGAUAUAAGGAAGCACUUUUUCUUUCCUGCUUUACUUAUGAAUGGGUUGAAAGUGGCUCCUUCUCUCUCCUCCCUUUUUGUACACUCUGUAAAAUCACAAAGGUGCUUAAACACCAACUCUCGUGCAAAUAGUUCUUCUACAGUAGCUGCAUGGUUUCAAAAUGCAGUGCAGGUGUCAUUGACCUCUGACUUGGGAACCCUUGAGUGCUCUCACUCCAUACUUUAAAACGAGCCAAGGUUCAAAAGCAAAAUAUUCUGUUCAAAUCCAAGACCCUUUGUCUGAGAGGAGCACAGGGGCCAGGGCGGCAGCAUCCUGAACGGGCGGCCGUUCCCGCUGCCGGCGCCCCGGACUGGACGCCCCCUGCGGGGCGGCUGGCCUGGGAGAGCUUGGCAGCCUGUGUGAUUUACCACUUUGCCGUCAGAAAUGUGCUGUGCCCACACGCUGAUGUGGGACUAUCAGGCUCACCCUCUGCUCCUUCGCAUCUUUUCUUUAGGUUCCUCGUGUUCUCAUCUUCAGAAGGUGAGCAUUUGCUUUGAAGUCUGGAGGGACAGGCGUCUGGGUGGGAGGUGGCGGCUCCGAGCUCCUCUGGACACACCUCAACCUUGACUUUGGCCCAGAGAGAUUCCAGGGGCACCAUUAGGAGGAAGCCCUUGCCUUUAACGCCACAUGCUGUGCUAUAAUGCCCAGAGCGCCAAGUGCCCUUUGCAGUCUUAAGAAUGUGCAGUUCUGCAGUCGCGCUGUCCUGUAGACAUAGACCACCCCAAGGGGUGUGGACGUGGGGGGUGCCCGCCACAUCCACCAACCUGCUUCAGCCCAGAGCUGCUGGGCUCUUCUUCAGUGACUCGGUUUGCAGCCGGAAUUGCAGGCAGGGUUUUCUGGUGGCCCCCUGGGGCCCCAACGUGGGCCUCCUCCCUCUUCGCCACCUUUGCGCUCAUGAAAGGUCACUAAAGAUGAGGGAACUGAAGAAGAUUAUUGGUGCUUUUGUUAACAUGUUUCUGUCUUACUGGUUGCUGUGAGAAAUGCAGUGUGUUAGACCUUAGAUGGCCCUGAUGGUGUGACUGAGGGCUGAGUCCUCACCCUCAGACAGUCAGAGGAGGCUAGUUACAACUUGCUUGGAUGUGAGUAGUUCAGAGUUAAAGCUAAAACACCAAAUACUGACUACCCCAACCCCAUGUGUCUCCGGGAACCUCAUGUUCAGGCCAACCUCAUUCAGAACUUCUGGAAUCUUCAAGGUCCUCAGACCUGGAAGUCAAUCCCAGGAUCGACUUGACAAAACUGGGCGCUCAUGUGGGGAGCGCUGGGCUCCUCUGGGCUCCUCUGUGCUCUGGAGAUGCUGGCAACAACCCUAGGUGUGGGCGAGGGCAGCCCCUCUGGCCCAGGAGGCAGGUGGUGCCCAGGCCUCCCUGGCCUCUGUGGUGCCAAGUGGAGCACGCUCUGGAGACCCCAUCUCGGCCUCUGUGCCUUUCAUGUCCAAUCCUCAGCGUCCUUUCGGAAUCGCAUCAGGGCUGCGUCGUUGUUGGAAGGAAGCUGGCCCUCUGCUCUUGAAGCUGCCUCUGCUCCUUGGCUCCCAUGGACGGCCCCCUGCAGGAACCGCUGGGUUCUGGCUGGGGCCUCCUCCCAGGGCCUGAGCACAUCUGUCCACAAGACCUCUCUCUCAGUCAGGCACUGACCGUGACCACCGGCCACCCUGGGGGUUUUGUUCUCAUUCACUCAUCGAGAAUGUUGAGUGUAACGGAGUGAGACUGUUUUCAGGAAGGAAUUGGAGCCGGCACUGUGUCUUUGUGAGAUGCGUGUGGAGACUCGGAGGUCAGGUGCGUCUCAGGCGCCGGAGUCUUCUUUGUGGUGGUUUGUAACAUGCGGGGAGUGGUGUCAGCUGGAGCCCUGCACGCAGGACUCAGGCUCUGCCACCUCGAAGAUGUAGGUUUUAGCUCUGACUUUUCCAAGCCAGGUAUUGAGUUGAGCAGAUAUCUUGGCUGAUGGUCCAGUUAAAAGCCACCCUUCUCUGUCAGUGGAUGGUUUUAAGUGGGGGAAAUGACCCAAUGUUUAAACUUAAAAAGCCUUCUUGGUGGCCACCCUUGGUCCUCUCCUCUCCCCUCACCCUCCCUCCUGGAAGGCCGAGGCGCCAGCCAGCAGGGGGCUGGACGGCAAUGACCUUGGGUUCCUCUUCAAAGCCAGAUGCACAUGUGACUAGAAUCCUGGGAAGUCUGCGGUUUAGCACUGAACUGAACGUCGCCUCCUGAGUUUGAUCGUGGAUUUUAAAUGUAGUUGUUCAAGGUAUCAACUCAUGUUUUGUAAUUAUAGAGGCAAGUGAGUUUUUACUUUUUUAAAGAGUUUUAAGGGAAUAAUUGUGAGUUUCUGUGCAGCAAAGUGGCUAAUUACUCAUUAAACAUAAGAAUGUAGUGUCUAAAUCCAGAUUUUUUCUUACCUCUGGUACACUUUAGAUUGCUUACCUAAUAUGUAUUGAGGGGUUUUUAACCCUGAGUUUUAUCAACUUUUCUAGUUUUAUUUUAUUUUUAUAAAAUAAUUGAAAAAACCAAAAAUGAAUUCAAAAGUUCCAUAGGUAGAUCUUUCCCCUUAAUUUCCCACCCGCCUCCCGCAAAAAAAAAAAAAUUUUAGAAAGACAUUUUGAAUCAAAAUGUAUAUGACCAUGUAAAGUUUACUGUUUUCUAAGAAGCUGAGCAGCUAAAGGGCCUCAUUUCAGGUGGUACUGUGCGUACUGUCUGCGGACGCGUCUACCUGUGUGGUGGGUCUACGUGGCAGUGUCUUGUGCUUGCAGUAUAGAGACCGUGCAUUGCUGUUGUGUAAAUGGACAGUUCCUGUAUAAACUAGUGUUUAUAUGCAUUGGCCUCUGUAUGACUUUUCAUUUGCUACAUGAUUUGUAAAAUUAAAUAUGAAAUUAUAGUACCUACUAAAUACGCUUCUGAGGCUUCCUGUCCUUGUCUUUUAGUUUAAUACCAUUCUGUGUGUUCUGAGGAUGUUCCAUGCUUGCAUGAUGCUAGGUGGUAAUGCCACUUUAAAUUAAGCCUUAAUCGGAUAUUAAAUUUGUAAGUUUCAGAGUAUGCAAAAAUAUUAGGCAGAAUGAGUUUAAACUGUUCAGAUCAAGAUGCUAUAUCUUCAUUCAACAAGUCUCUUCUCCGGAGUUACAAAGGGAACUCUCACUGAUACAGCGCUCUCGCUCGCUGUCUGGUCUGGCUGCUGCCGUUGCUUGGUGAAAACGGACCAUUGUGCAUUUCUGUGGCAGUCGGUCAAAGACCUGUUCUGAAAGUCUUGAGACUUUGUCAGGGUUAUUUUUAAAUGUUUGAUUUUUUUUUUUUUCCCUCCAGUUUGAGAUGUUUUUAUGGCUGAUGGAGAGUAUGAUUUGGGUAUUAAUCUUUGCAGACCUGCUCAUGUUCUAAGCUUUCUUCAGGUAGUGCCACCUGUCAUUGCUUCUGCUUACGAUUAAAUGGGUUUUUGUUUUUGUAAAAGCAUCUUAAAUUUAGACAUAAAAUGGAGGGGACCCAGCUUUCUUUACAAUGUGGAUCUACCUCAGUUAAACAGUUGGGUGCUAUUUACUAAGCCUGUCAAACUAAAUUGGAAAAAGUAACAAAACAGUGACAUAUAUAACUCCACACAAAGCUUGAAAACAUAAUUUCCGUUUAUUUAAUAAUAUUUUUAUUUAUUUUGUGCCUUUCGUGUUUAAUCCUAAUACAUUGAAAAAAUCAGUAUGAAAUUAAAUAUUUUAUAUUGUACGUGGGAGAAAAAGCCCAAUUGGCCAUGGAAUCUGAGAGAUCACCCCAGCUAACUACUAACACAUACUGGAAUCCCAACUGCCCUCUUGUGAAAAGAAAAAAUUAGGCCCAAGAGCAAAUAUGACAUUUUACAAGCAAAUUUCAAACUCUUCUAUGCAUAUAUUUGUAGCUAUCACUUCAUUUUCUGUGCCAAUGAAGGGGCGGCCAAAACAGCUCACACACACUCUUGUCCUUGCUUCUUUCAUCACGCGUGCCCCCCCAUCCCCGCCCCAGGCAUAUUUUACUAGUUCAUUUCAUAAGUAACGGAUGGACUGUUGUCGAUUUAGUCUCUCCCGACCUCCUGGUGGGGGUGCGGAUAGCCAUCGACAGAGGAAGGGAGAGCCCUGGGCGGUGGGGGAGGCGAGCAGGGGUGCUGCGCAGCACCCCAGGAUUUCUGUGAGUUAGAAAAGCUUUCUGGCAGGUGAGAAAAUAAGAUAGGAGAUCGAUGACUUUCCAUGCUUUUAUAUUUGGCAGUUUACAAGUCUAGACUUUUCCUACUAUGGCAAUCUUUUUUAAUUCUUUGGAGGUAACACAAUAUUUUGGAGUCUUAAGAAUUUGAUUUUAUACCAAUAAGAAAUAAAAAUUAGGGAUCUUUCCUGUAGUAUAUAGUUUUACUAUUUUAAAGAGAUCUCUGAAUUUUACAAGAGAACCAACAUUCCUUAGUGGCAAAACUCUGAAGGUUGAUUUGGGAGGCUUUUUGCUGCAGGAUCUCAAAAAAAAAUUGGGAUGAUUCUAGUUAAAUGUUUUUUAAUUUUUAAACUUCCAUCAGGUCAAUAUGUAAGCUAUAUUUUGUAAAGAGUAAAUCAUCCUUUAGUAUGCUGCAUGUAAAGAUCAGCGUUGUUGCACUUUCUCAAUAAUAAUACAUGCCCUGCAAUUGGCUCACCAGUAAGCAUUUUGUUUUUACCUAACAAGAGUACUUUGGGGCAGGUGAUUAAAUUUAUAUAGGUACCUCAAGAAAAAACCUGAAUAUGCUGCAUUUUGUUUCUUUAGCUUGUAUAUGUAGCAUUUUGUUCUGCUCUUAUUUUUUUUGUUUAGAUAUAUGCUUUUUGGACCCCAACAGGCUGUUGAAGAGAUCUUAAAGUUACUCUUGUAGGGUUACAGUAGCCUUUUUUUUUUUUUUUUAAACUUACUGCAAUAUCUGGUUCAAAGGUUGCCCACCAGGAGAUUAUACUUUACCCAAAUACACCUGAGAAAAAGGAUACCAUGUUUAUAAGCAGACAAUAAUGUUUCCAAUCCUUUCUGUUCAUGCUGCUUUCUUAAUUCUUUUCUCCAUAUCACCAAGAGGUUGGAUGACUUACUUCUAAGGUCAGACUUAAACAUCAUGGCAUCUUAAUGUUUUCAACACAGACCUCAUAAACUUGCCAUUGAGUAAAGUAGCAUGAUCCUAAAGGUAUUGCUGGCGCUAGGCAGCCGCGUCCAUCUGGGCUCUGAAGAGCCGGUCUUGACACUUCUCUGUUCCCGGCACUCACCCUAAACUGAACAGACGGGGAGUGGUCUUAAUUGACAAAGAUUAAACUGGUGAAGAAAGCUAAAGGCUGAGACACUGAGCAUCUAUUGUGGUGUUUAAGCUUAGCUGGGUCCUUUCGAGUUUGUUUUACAGCUUACUAGAUUAAGUAGUUUGCACUAUUUUUGCAAUAAAUCCAUGGAAAACCUAACAGUUAUUUGUUUUUGUUUCUUAUUGUGUGUAUAUAAACUAAUACUAAAAAGUUUGGCAUAGUGUUUUUUUCACCUCCUUACAUAACCUUUAACAUGCACAGAAUGCUGUAAAUCUGAUAAAAUAUGAUGUGAAUGAUAUUUUAUAAAGUUAUUUUGUAUGGUGUCAAUUUUGUUUUGCCUCAUAGUAUGUCAGCAAAAAAAAUAAAAUAAAAUUCCUUGUAUUUACA
This is a messenger RNA of Cervus elaphus (red deer), 14265 nucleotides long. It is a transcript of the gene AGO2, whose product is annotated as argonaute RISC catalytic component 2. Gene Ontology annotation, biological process: regulation of DNA-templated transcription; regulatory ncRNA-mediated gene silencing. Gene Ontology annotation, cellular component: RISC complex. The transcript has 19 exons. The record is from RefSeq and is a predicted model, not a curated record. Lineage: Eukaryota; Metazoa; Chordata; Mammalia; Artiodactyla; Cervidae. Gene Ontology annotation, molecular function: endoribonuclease activity, cleaving siRNA-paired mRNA; protein binding; RNA binding. The coding region runs from base 162 to 2744 and encodes 860 amino acids.